UUUGUUUUAAUGACUCAAGUUAUAAAUACUGCUGCUUGUACCAUCAGCAAAGUCACGUACGAUAUUCCCAAAGAUGUCGAAAGCGAAGGUUGGUAUCAACGGUUUUGGUCGUAUCGGGAGACUUGUGCUGCGCGCAGCUUUCCUCAAGAACACCGUGGAUAUAGUUUCAGUGAAUGACCCCUUCAUAAAUUUAGAGUACAUGGUUUACAUGAUUAAACGUGAUUCCACUCAUGGCAAUUUUCAAGGCGAGGUGUCGGCCGAAAACGGAAAAUUAAAAGUCAAUGGAAAGUUAAUAUCUGUUCAUUCCGAAAGGGAUCCAAGAAAUAUCCCGUGGGAUAAGGACGGAGCUGAAUAUGUCGUAGAGUCCACUGGGGUCUUUACGACCAUUGAUGCAGCUAAAGCUCAUACUGAAAAUAAUCGAGCUAAAAAGGUUAUAAUAUCUGCACCUUCUGCAGACGCACCUAUGUUCGUUGUUGGUGUGAAUGAAAAUUCGUACGAUAAGUCAAUGUCUGUGGUUUCUAAUGCAUCAUGUACAACCAAUUGUUUAGCACCCCUGGCUAAGGUCAUUCAUGAUAACUUCGAAAUAGUUGAGGGCUUAAUGACCACUGUGCACUCAUUUACGGCUACGCAAAAGGUUGUAGACGGACCAUCUUCAAAAUUAUGGAGAGAUGGUCGUGGAGCAAUGCAAAAUAUCAUUCCAGCUUCUACUGGUGCUGCCAAAGCUGUGGGAAAAGUCAUUCCGGCAUUAAAUGGAAAAUUGACGGGAAUGGCUUUCCGCGUACCAACACCGGACGUUUCAGUCGUUGAUCUCACAUGUAGAUUAGGGAAGAAAGCUACCUAUGAUCAAAUUAAGGCUGUGGUCAAAGCAGCUGCAUCUGGGCCAAUGAAGGGGAUUUUGGAAUACACUGAUGAUGAGGUCGUCAGUUCGGACUUUGUUGGAAGUUGCAGUUCAUCCAUAUUUGAUGCGAAGGCUGGGAUAUCUCUUAACGACAACUUUGUGAAAUUGAUUUCAUGGUACGAUAAUGAGUUUGGAUACAGUUGCCGCGUAGUUGAUCUCAUCACGCACAUGCAUAAAGUCGACUAUGCAUAGUGAAAUAGUUUCAACUGUAGCCGAAUAACUUUUUGUCAAUCGAUAGAUAACGAAUAAAGCGUUCAUCUGCUUAUUUACUUUUCAGUUCUCUCUAUCAUAUAUCAAUCAAAUAUU
Schistosoma margrebowiei is the source of this 1204-nucleotide messenger RNA. Lineage: Eukaryota; Metazoa; Platyhelminthes; Trematoda; Strigeidida; Schistosomatidae. The record is from the annotation of a GenBank genome assembly.